UCCUUGACGCCGCUUGCUUCCGAGAUGUGCAACGUACAAUACACCAGUUUAUAGCAUCUAACGAUUCAUAGACAUCUCACUCGAGAUCACUAGUUUAUCUGCGCUACAUACUGCGCCCAGACUUCGACGACACCUCAUCAGCUAGGUGCAGGAAUACAUCAAUAAGUUGUCCUGAUUCGAAUCAGGCAAAACUCAUCUAAAAGAAAUCAAUGUCUCUCAUAUUAAUUGUUAGAAUGGAGAUUUUCGACAUCGGUCGUAGUAUCGUCGCCAUCGGUAUUCUUAUCGGAGUCAUCAGCCUGUUAGUGUUUCAUUGGAGACGACUGGGCAUGUAUAAACAUGCGUCGAAAUUCUAUGGGCCAAAAAUUUUACCAUUUGUGGGGAAUGCUCUACUUUUCCUGGGAAACCCUUCUGAUUUGCUGAAUAAAUUCGAGAAACUUUCAAUUUUAUACCCAACUUCACCAGUGCGAUUUUGGCUUGGACCAGAAUUAAUGGUGGUUUGUUUCGAACCCGAGCAGUUGAAGGAAGUAUUGACGAAUGCAAAGUUAGUUGACAAAUCGAAGCCUUACGAUUUCGUCAAAAUAUGUCUCGGAAAUGGUUUAGUCACAGCACCUGCACCAAUAUGGCGUAUGCAUCGGAAACUCAUAGGACCUUCUUUGAAUUUGAAAAUCCUCGAGUCAUUCGUUGAUAUAUUUGGAGCUAAAGCAAAGAGAAUGCUGAAACGAAUGGAGAAGGAAGUGGACGGUGAAGAAUUUGAACUAGAUCAUUACAUGUCGAUGUGCGCAUUCGAAAUUAUUUGUGAAACUGUGAUGGACCUAUCUAUAGAAGAACCGAGCGACGCGGAUCGGAAAUACAUAUAUGCUCUUGAGAGAGCGGCGGAGAUCGGAUACCAGAGACUUUUUAAACCGUGGUUUUAUUCGGAUGUCAUUUUCUAUCGAUCUGCACUUGGCAAGGAAUUAAUGGAGUGUGCAAAGGUCCUGCAUGAUUUGAGUAACAAGGCUAUAGAGAAACGGAAAAAAACAUUUUUCAAUAAGCCUCAUCACACCACUGCAACAGAUACCGACAGCGACGUACGCAGUCCGUUAUCCCAGAAAAAAGUAAUCAUAGAUUAUCUGAUUGAAUUAUCACUCGAUGGGAAUAAAUUUUCAGCAUUAGACGCACGUGACGAACUGAACACAUUGCUUGUAGCCGGAUACGAAACGACGUGCAUCGCAAUGACAAACGUACUCUUUAUGUUGGCAAAUAAUCCAGAUGUCCAGGAAAAGGUUCAUAGGGAGCUUAUCGAGAUUUACGGAGACGAUGACAUUGAUGUACGUAAGGUCAGUUACGAAGACUUGCCAAGGAUGGAGUAUUUGGAACGAGUUAUUAAGGAAACGUUGAGAUUGUUUCCUUCCAUACCUUUCAUCUCUCGUUCGAUAACUGAGGACGUACAAAUGGGAGAAUACACCUUGCCGAAAGGAUCCUUGUACGUAGCGUAUAUUUACGGAAUUCAUAGGAGCGAAGAGUACUGGGAAAAUCCGUUAAGUUUUAAUCCAGAUAGAUUCACUCCUGAAGAAAUUGCAAAACGCCAUUCCCACUGUUACAUUCCCUUCAACGUGGGGCCGCGAAAUUGUAUCGGUAUAAGAUAUGCUAUGAUAGAAAUGAAGACGGUUCUCUCAACUGUUCUCCGAAAAUAUGUCAUGGAAAUAGAUAAAAUUGUACCAAUCAGCGAAAUCAAUAUGAAAGCAAGUAUACUUUUGAAGCCUGUGAAUCCAGUAAAAAUUCGCAUAAAGAGACGGGUACCAGAUCAACUUACGCACCACAAGGAACCCGAAACCAUGAAUAAUCCAAAUCUUGAUUUUAUUUUAAUCUGUUCUGCCAUACUUAUUGCCGUGAUUUCUUUACUGGUGUACAAUUUGAAACGAUUGGACCUGUACAAAGCAGCUGCAAAAUACAAUGGACCACCAGCUUUGCCGAUUUUGGGUAAUGUACUACUUCUUGGAACCAAUGAAGGUUUCUACGAAAGGAUGAUGGCACUUAUGGAUCGGUAUCCGUCCCCAAGUCGAUUUUGGCUUGGACCAAACUUAGUUAUUUGUUCUGAUCGAAUAGAAGACGUAAAGGCUAUACUCUUCAACAAUAAAGCAAUUAAUAAAGCACCACCGUACAAGUUUGCUCAGGAUUGGUUAGGCAAUGGUCUAAUUAUGGCUCCUGGUACAAUAUGGCGCGCACAUCGAAGAGUAAUCGAACCAUUCUUCAAUUCAAAAGUCAUAUUUUCUUUUGUGGAAAUGAUUGCAUCAAGAUCAGAAUUAAUGACUGAAAAAAUGGAAUUGGAAUUGAACAGAUCUGAUGAAUUUAAAAUAGCUGAUUAUAUCGCACCCUGCGUUUUCGAUAUAAUUUCUGAAACUUCAAUGGGAUUCACCGUAGAAACACAGGGUGAAAACGCUGCAAACUAUAGGAGGUGUAUGAAAAGGGUGAUAGGAAUUGCUUCACAGAGACCAUUCAAGCCAUGGCUAAACCCGAAGAUAAUUUUUAAUCUUUCCACAAUCGGAAGAGAACAAAGUCAGUGUAUAAAAACUCUACACCAACUUACUAACAACGUGAUAAUAAAUAGAAAGAAAGAAAGAAAAAUGCAGACAAGCGAUAAACCCGGAUCUGAACUGACAAGUUCAAAAAGAAAAGUUUUCUUGGAUCUAUUGUUAGAGCUCGCGGAGGAUGAAAAAUUUACAGACACAGAAAUACGUGAAGAACUUGACACAAUUAUCGUAGGCGGUAACGAUUCGACAUCCAGUGCGCUUGGUUUCAUCUUAUUGAUGCUUGCAACGCACCCGGAUGUUCAGGUGAAGGUUCACAAGGAACUUGAUGAAAUUUACGGGGGUUGCGCCGAGCUUGAGAGACGCAGCGUUACUAGAGAAGAUCUUCGACGGAUGGAGUACUUGGAAAAUGUGAUAAAAGAAACAUUACGCUUAUUUCCAACAAUUCCAGCUGUUGCGCGUAUUAUUCAAGAAGAUAUCCGUAUGGGCGAAUAUACGUUACCAAAAGGGUGUUGGUUUCUGGUACCAAUUGUCGCGGUUCACAGAAAUCCAUUGUACUGGGAAAAUCCAUUGAAUUUUGAUCCGGACAGAUUUCUUCCUGAAGAAGUUUCUAAACGUCCCUCUUAUUGUUAUCUCAGUUUCAGUACGGGACCAAGAAAUUGCCUGGGCUCGAAAUUUGCUAUGAUGAACAUGAAAACAAUCCUAGCGACGGUCCUUCGGAAAUAUGUAAUGAGGAAAGACGAUAUUGUCAAGAUUAGUGAUAUUAAGUUCACGUCAGAAGCUGUUACGAGACCGGUGCAUCCGAUAACACUGCGAAUAGAAAAACGACAGUAACUUAUGUGCUGGGAAAGUAAUUUCAACCAUGCUGACCUUUGCUGAACAAUUACUCGGUGCAUUAGCAAAAUAAACAUAAGAGAUCAAAAGGAAGAUCGGCCAGUAUUGAGGUAUGUCAAUUAUCUUCGAAUUAAUAUUUCUAGAUGUACAAUUGUUAGAUUCAGUCAGAUAUUCAAAUGUAUUUGGUUUUUUUCAGAUUUUUUGUAUUAUGUCUCAUAUUUUUAGAACAUUAGAUUCAUUCCACUAAUUUUGAUGAACAGGAUAUUUUUUUUUUACAUUCGUUCUGUUGGUUCAAAAAAAAAGCACAUGUUUUUUCAUUUAAUCAUCCAUUCGUCACCUCGCAAAUAAGUCUAUAAUAUAAAAUAAAAUUUGAAUUCCGAAUUGAAAAAAAUAACAAUGAUAUCCAAUGUAUGCAGAAACAGUUUUUCAGAUCACUAAUUGUAAGUUGAAAAUAGAGUUUGUGUUCGAUCUGGUUUGACAUUUGAGUGUUAUGACUAUAAUAGUGUUCACUGCGAACCAAUCUUUUAAGUUAUAUUACAUUUUUUUUUAUUUAUGUACAUCUUAUAGAUAAUACCGGGUUCAGUAAAUAAAACCCCUAUAUUUAUCUGCUGUAGUAACUGAAAAUAUGUACAAAUGUGAAAGUUGGCAUACUACAAACAAAUUUUCUUCAUAUUACGAAUAUAUAGUUACUGCAGCCGCUUUAAAAAAAGAUAUUACAACAUCAAUAUUUCUAAUUGAAACGGUACUUCGUUAUAUUAUAAAGAUUAUGACUGUACUGCAACCUUAUUCCAAAUAUCACAAACAUACUCAGUGCUUUGCCAGUAGACGUGACAAAGAAACUUCAUCAAUCGUUGCAAUUUUGUACAAAAAAUAAAAUGAGCUCAAAGAAAUAA
Molecule: messenger RNA, 4234 nt
Organism: Athalia rosae (coleseed sawfly)
Lineage: Eukaryota; Metazoa; Arthropoda; Insecta; Hymenoptera; Athaliidae
Exons: 25
Coding region: 210-3341 (1043 amino acids)
Molecular function (GO): monooxygenase activity; iron ion binding; oxidoreductase activity, acting on paired donors, with incorporation or reduction of molecular oxygen
Source: RefSeq, a predicted model, not a curated record